Molecule: messenger RNA, 538 nt
Organism: Clunio marinus
Lineage: Eukaryota; Metazoa; Arthropoda; Insecta; Diptera; Chironomidae
Source: the annotation of a GenBank genome assembly
UAAUUUGGUUUCAAUUAAAUAUACAGGCAGAUAGUUGUUUCUUGUUGUGACAGUUGUUGAGGCAGUUUUAGAGACUUGUGUGAUAUAUCUUGUAUUGAAAUAUGAGCAUGAUGUUACGAAGAUGGCAACUCAAGAGGUCAUCAUCAUCAUCAAGUCUCGAACGAGUUUCUUCUUAUGAGAGACUCCACAUGAUUGCGUUAGCAAUCAUGUUGCAUUGGACAUUAUGGUUGAUAACAGUUAAACUGCUACAACCGCCCGUUAUGCGUCCACUCAAUGUCUAAGUUUUGUUGGUUGUUUCAAUUUUUCCAGAUCUGAUUCCGAUUUAAUUUGAAUUUUUCUAUCAUUUCCACGCAAGACGAAGAUUUUUCCACCUGAUCAAAAAUGUUUUGUAUGCUGUAUUUUUGUUAAGUUUUUUGGCGCUUACGAACAGUUUCCGAGUUUCUCCUGUCAUGGAAUGAUCGAAAUGGAAUGAUCGAAGAUACCUCUGGAAAAUUGAAUAAUAUCAUAAAUCUACAUUUCUCAUCAAUUUCUGAUAAUA